UCUCUCUCUCUCUCUCUAAACAGCAAUAUUCUGGUUGGAGUGCAAUUGAAGUUGAAGGUAGUCAGUCAUGGAGGUCAAGAAACCAGACGACUACCAAAAAAGCAGCACUGAUCAUCUGGUCCUCGACAUCGACCAGCCAAAUUCCAAGAAUAUCAAACAAUCUUUCCAGACAGACUCCGAUGAUCCAGUCUCCCAAUGCCAAGCAAGACCCAAGAUCCUCAGACGCCUAAACUUUUCCAAACCCAAGUCCCGGUUUGAGGAGAUCAACUACCCCCUCCCACCACGAACCAUCCUUGAAUCCGACGAACUCCAACCAUUAAACACCCACGAAAACUUAUCGUCGACGGACGAAGACGACGACGACGACGACGACUGGUAUGGAAACGAGGAAGAAAACGGGGAAGAUGAAACACAAGGCAAGGACAGAAAGAAAAAGAAAAGAAAGAUCAACAAGAGGGUGAUUGAAUGGAUAUUGUUCUUCUUUAUAAUGACUUGCCUGGUUUGCUCUCUCACCCUAAACUCCGUCAAAAACAAGAAGAAAUGGGGUUUGGAGAUAUGGAAAUGGUGCCUGAUGGUCAUGGUCAUCUUCUGCGGACGCCUUGUCUCCGGAUGGGUGGUCGGUUUUCUCGCCUUCCUCAUCGAGCGCAACUUCAUGCUCAGAGAAAAGGUCCUAUAUUUUGUCUACGGUUUGCGCAAGAGCUUCCGAAACUGUGUUUGGCUAGGCCUAGUUUUAGUAGCAUGGAUGAUCAUGUUCCCUAACGUUCAAGAACACAACAAGUUUCUCAAGAAAGUGUUACGGGCUCUAAUCGCCGUGCUCAUCGGUGCAACCAUCUGGCUGCUAAAGAUCUUAUUCGUAAAGGUCCUGGCCUCGUCCUUCCAUGUUGCUACGUUCUUCGAUCGCAUGAAAGAAAGCGUUUUCCACCAUUACAUAUUGGAAACGCUUUCUGGGCCGCCUCUGGACGAGGACGAGAGGGUACUGCCCCAACGUCGCCGUCUGCAGGCAUCAAAGACCCUGCCGGCGCGGAAGAUCGACAUGGAGAGGCUGAGGAAGCUUAGCUUGGAGGGCAGGCCGACGGCGUGGAGCAUGAAGAGGCUGGUGAGCCACGUGAUGUCUUCAGGAUUGUCGACCAUUUCUAGAACUGUUGAUGAUUUUGGGAAGGCUGAGUCGGAGAUUACCAGUGAAAGGGAGGCGAGGAACUGUGCUAAGAGGAUAUUCAAGAACAUUGCUGCAAAGCCUGGUGCCAAAUAUAUAAAAGAGGAAGAUUUACUGAGGUUUUUGCAUAGCGAGGAGGUUAACACUAUAUUUCCACUGUUUCAAGGAGCAGUCGACGCUGAAAGAAUCACGAAGUCUUCAUUCAGAAACUGGGUGGUCCAUGCCUACAUUGAACGGAAAGCUUUAGCCCACUCCCUGAAUGAUACAAAGACGGCUGUCCAGCAACUACACAAGUUGGCAAGCGCAGUGGUUGUUGUGAUUAUCACUGUGGUAUCUCUACUGGUAAUGGGUUUGGCCACAACCAAGGUUAUAUUUGUUGUUACAUCUCAGCUACUGCUCGUGGUGUUCAUGUUCCAAAACAUGUGCAAAACUAUGUUUAAGUCUAUCAUUUUUGUGUUCGUGAUGCACCCUUUCGACGUCGGUGAUCGUUGUGUUGUUGAAGGCGUACAAAUGAUUGUUGAAGAGAUGAAUAUUCUGACGAUAGUGUUUUUACGAUAUGAUAAUGAGAAAAUAUAUUACCCAAAUGCUGUUCUUCUCACAAAGCCAAUCAGCAAUUUCAGAAGAAGUCCAGACAUGGCAGAUUGUAUUGAUUUCAGCAUUGAUGUGUCGACGCCUGCUGAUGAUAUUACUGCCCUUAAGAAGGCCAUACAAUCAUAUAUUGAGAGUAAGCCGAAGCAUUGGAGCCCAAAACAUUCAGUACUGGUCAAGGAGAUCAUCGAGAAUGUCAACAAGAUCAUGAAGAUGUCUCUAUGCGUUCAACACACCAUGAACCAUCAGAAUUAUGGGGAAAAGAAUAGUCGAAGAUCAGAGCUAGUCUUGGAAUUAAAGAGGAUUUUUGAAAUCCUUAGAAUACGAUACCACCUACUUCCUCAAGAGAUAAAUGUUACACAAUUCAACGUUACCAACGGGAGAAUGUCGUUUCCGUUCUCCUAGACAUAUAUACGUUCCUCUUUAUAGUGUUGUCCUUGGCCAGUUCUAGUCUCCCAUUCUCCUUCUUCCCUUCCAUUUCCUCAGAGAACUUAAAGCUCCCAAAGAGUUUUAUACUCUGUAGUCUUAAAGAUGUGAUAUUCUACUAUCUCACAAAAAAAUUACACGAUAUUUAUGCAUGUGGAUUUUUUAGGUU
This is a messenger RNA of Juglans microcarpa x Juglans regia, 2336 nucleotides long. Its product is annotated as mechanosensitive ion channel protein 10-like. Gene Ontology annotation, cellular component: plasma membrane. Gene Ontology annotation, biological process: monoatomic anion transport; detection of mechanical stimulus; transmembrane transport. Gene Ontology annotation, molecular function: mechanosensitive monoatomic ion channel activity. Lineage: Eukaryota; Viridiplantae; Streptophyta; Magnoliopsida; Fagales; Juglandaceae. The record is from RefSeq and is a predicted model, not a curated record.